AUGCAUCCUUCAUUGCUUACUCAACACCAGAAAGUACACAUUAGAGAAAAACCAUAUAAUUGUAAUGAAUGUGGGAAAGCGUUUAGCCAGAGGUCAACCCUUGUUAACCAUCAGCGAAUUCAUACUGGAGAUAAACCAUAUGAGUGUAAUGUAUGUGGCAAGGUCUUUACCCAAAAUUCAAAUAUUGCAUUUCACCUGAGAACCCAUACUGCAGAGAAACCUUACAAAUGUAAUGAAUGUGGUAAGGCUUUUAUCCAUAAUUCAAGCCUUGUGGAUCAUCAGAGAAUUCACACUGGAGAGAAGCCUUUCAAAUGUAGUGAGUGUGGUCAAGCUUUUAUCAGACGUUCACAACUUUGGGAUCACGAGAGACUUCAUACUGGGGAGAAACCUUACAAGUGUAAUGAAUGUGGGAAAGCCUUUAACCGUGGCCCAAACCUCACUACCCACCAGAGAAUCCACACUGGUGAGAAACCAUAUAAAUGUCAUGUUUGUAGCAAGGUCUUUAAUCAAAAUUCACACCUUGUGAUUCAUCAGAGAAUUCAUACUGGAGAGAAACCUUACAAAUGUAAUGAAUGUGGUAAGGCCUUUAUUUAUAGAUCAAGCUUUGUCAAACAUCAAAGAAUUCAUACUGGAGAGAAACCUUACAGAUGUAAUGAGUGUGGCAAAGCCUUUACCUCUUUUAUCCAAAAAUCUAAACUUGUGCGACAUCAGAGAGUUCAUACUGGAGAGAAACCUUACAAAUGUAAUGAUUGUGGUAAGGAUUUUAUCCAUAGCUCAAGCCUAGUCCAACAUCAGAGGAUUCAUACUGGAGAGAAACCAUACAAAUGUAAUGAGUGUGGCCAGACAUUUUUUACACACUAUCAACUUUGGUAUCAUGAGAUAAUUCAUACUGGAGAGAAACCUUACAAAUGUAAUGAGUGUGGCAAAGCCUUUAACCUUGGUUCAACUCUCAAUACGCACCAGAGGAUCCAUACCGGAGAGAAACCAUAUAAAUGUAACGUAUGUGGCAAGGGCUUUAUCCAGAAAUCACAACUUGCAAAUCAUCUGAGAAUUCAUACUGGAGAGAAACCUUACAAGUGCAAUGAAUGUGGGCAGACUUUUUUUACAGGCUCUCAACUUUGGUCUCAUGAGAGAAUUCAUACUGGAGAGAAACCUUUCAAAUGUAAUGCCUGUGGGAAAUCAUUUAACCGGAGCUUACAACUCACUAGACAUCAGAAUAUACACCUUGGGAAAAAAUCACACAUGUAA
Orycteropus afer afer is the source of this 1248-nucleotide messenger RNA. The record is from RefSeq and is a predicted model, not a curated record. Lineage: Eukaryota; Metazoa; Chordata; Mammalia; Tubulidentata; Orycteropodidae.